Molecule: messenger RNA, 1017 nt
Organism: Hydra vulgaris (swiftwater hydra)
Lineage: Eukaryota; Metazoa; Cnidaria; Hydrozoa; Anthoathecata; Hydridae
Biological process (GO): DNA integration; DNA transposition
Molecular function (GO): DNA binding
Source: RefSeq, a predicted model, not a curated record
AUGGGAAACGCUAAAAAAGUUUCAGAUGAAAUAAAGAAAUUAGUUAUAAAAGCCGUGUGGAAAAAAAUGACUUACCAAAGGAUUUCUAAACUUUACAAUGUUUCUAAAUCAGAAAUAUGUCACAUUAUGAAAAGGUUUCGUCAGCGCAAAACUAUUGAAAGCAAGCCUCGGGCUGGAAGACCAAAAGUUACAACUGAAAAGACUGAUAAAAUAUUAGUAAGGUAUUGCAAGAAUAAUCCUGGCAUGACUGCUGUCGAACUUAAUUCAAUUAUGCAUCAGUUUCAUGACAUAAACUGUAGUGUUGAUACAACUAAACGUAGAUUACGACAAAAUAUUCUGUAUGGUCGCCGUCCAUUUAAGAAACCUCUUAUAUCUGCAAGAAAUUUAAGAACCAGAAUAAAAUUUGCGAGACAUGAUCUCAGUUGGACAGCUAUUGACUGGUCAAAAGUCCUUUUCUCCGAUGAAUCAAAGUGUAUGCUAUUCAGUAGUGACGGAAUUAGAUAUGUCAGACGUCCAGUAGGAGACAGAAUCAAUCCAAAAUAUCAGUUACCUACUGUUAAACAUGGAGGAGGAAAUGUUAUGAUUUGGGGGUGUUUAAGUCAUGACAACGUAGGUCCCAUUCAUUGCAUAGAAGGUGGCGAUAUUUUCCCUCCUUAUAAAUUGGUAUCAGCUGAAAAAUCUCAAUGUUGUCCAAAUGAAAUAUUGCAAACAGAAAAUUGCAGUGAAGUAGAAUGGAAGCAUUUAUUAAAACAUACUCUAAAAAGAAUUAGUAAAUUGCAGCAUGAACUUAUUGAGAAAGAAAUUCCAGAAAUUAAUGUUGUUCAAUGCAAAUUUAUAGUUUCUUAUGGCUUUGACGGUAGCACGCAACAAGCAAGGUUCAAUCAAGAUCUAAGUGAAAAUUUUAGUUAUAGUUCAUUAUUUGUGACAUUUAUGAUUCUUUUAAGAUUGCAAACAAGCUGUGGAAAAAUUUUAUGCAUUAAUCAAACUCCUCAGUCUACUAGAUUUUGCCGUCCAUAG